GAAGAAGUUGCAGAAGAUGUUUGGGACACUUCUUGCCAAAUGUUGCAAUGCAUAUUGCAUUCAAUCGUUUCUUGAGAAUCGCUCAGUCUGUGUUAAAAAAUAACCAAAACUAUGACGGACAGCGACUCUGGAAUGCUCUCGCAAGAGGAGAUUGCUCAGCAAUUCCUGUUGCCAGAGCGCCAGGCAAAGGUGAACCAGCUUUUGCGUGCAAUGGUUCAUGUGGACAAUGCCCCACCCUCCUCUUCUGUUACCUCAACAACAACAGAUGAGGAAGAGACCAGAUACUGCAUCUGCCGAUCCACGGACUGCUCACGAUUCAUGAUUGGCUGUGAUCACUGUGAGGAGUGGUACCAUGGAGACUGUAUUGGUGUCACCCAGCAAGAUGCAAAAUACAUAAAGCAAUUUUUUUGUCAUUCAUGCAGAGAGAAUGACCCAUCAUUACAAAUCCAGUACAAAGUGAAGAAAUUAAAAGAUAAAAGUCACAAGAUAUCUCGCUCAAGUGUGAGUGAUGGCAGUGAUUCAGAGCGUCAUGAAAAACCUUGCAAACCUUUCAAGCACAAACAUCGAGACAAACAUGACAAAGAAGAUAAGGAGACUGCUAGAAAAAAGUCUUCACGACGUUGUGGUGAGUGUACAGCAUGUCACAGGACAGAAGAUUGUGCCAGGUGUGAUUUUUGUAAGGACAUGAAAAAAUUUGGUGGGCCAAAUAGAAUCCGUCAGAAGUGCAGAUUACGUCAGUGUCUAAAUUUUGGACUUGUGGUCACCGGUCAGAAAUGGAAACACAAACCGUCAGAAAAAGAAGGCAGUUGCACCGUAACAUCUGUGACAGAGUCAGAACAUACAGAAUUUGCUGGGAAUCUGUCAAUGGAUGAAGACACAAUGGAUGAGUCUGAAAAUACUUGCAUUUCUUCUGCUUCCCCAAGACCAGCCAAGAGGGAGAGACGAACAAGCAGCUCUGAUAGUUCUCCUAAGAAAAAAACCAAACGGGGCAAAAAAGAAAAGACCAAACAUAAACACUCCACAACCAAACAAAAACAGAAAUUAAAAACAAAAGGUGGAUCGACAGGACGGAGACGCCACUCUGAUGUGGAAGACUUUCCUCUGCAUGAAACAGAGGAAGAAGAGAUUCAUCAGUGCCAUGGUCCAGGGUGUGUGAAUUCGGCCAAUCUUGGCUCACGAUAUUGCUCAGAUGACUGCGGCAUGAAACUUGCCAAAAACCGAUUGUAUGAACUGUUACCUCCAAAAAUCCAGCAGUGGCAGAGCAGCCCAUGCGUUGCAGAAGAGAAUAACAAGAAGGCAUUAGAGAGGGUUCGUGGACAGCAGUUACAAGCUCGCCAACGGCUAGGGGAACUGGAUCUGAAACACCAAGAACUAGAUGCUUUAAUAGAGAGAGCCAAGCAUGCAAGCAUAUCACAAGAACAAGAAGGUACAGAUGCGGAAGAGGAUCUUGAACUCAGUAUUUAUUGUGUCACAUGUGGUGCAGAGAUCAAUCAAAGGGGAGCCCUUAAACACAUGGAAAAGUGUUUUGCCAAGUAUGAGGCACAGACAUCAUUUGGGUCCAUUUACAAAACAAGGAUAGAGGGUACCUCAAUGUUUUGUGACUAUUACAAUGCUCAACAGAAGACAUACUGCAAAAGACUCAAAGUACUUUGCCCAGAACAUUCAAAGGAGCCAAAGGUGGGCCAAGAUGAAGUUUGUGGCUGUCCACUCACAUCAAAUGUAUUUGAAGAGACUGGUGAAUUGUGUCGAACUGCAAAGAGGAAGUGCAACAAGCACUACUGUUGGGAGAAGUUACGCCGUGCAGAGAUAGAUAUGGAGCGAGUACGCCAGUGGCUGAAGUUAGACGAGUUGUUUGAACAGGAGAGAAACAUUCGACUUGCCAUGUCCAAUCGAAUGGGAGUGCUAGGGUUAAUGCUACACCAGUCAGUGGACCAUGACCCAUUAAAUCCAAUAAAACCGCCCAAUAACUAACUGGAAGAUCGAUAGAAAAUAUGUGUACUAAAGUCACCUGGCCAUCACAAUUCUACAUGAACAUGUUUACCCAUCACCUUAUAUGUUGCUUUAUGAUACACCAUGGUACAUGUAUAUGUAUGGAGUUUUUAAAGUGCUUUAAAGUGAAGAAUACCUCCAAAAAAUAACUAAGCAUCAGUGGAAAGACAGUGCAAAACUAUAUUCUACAUUACCUUUAUUUUGAUUAUUUUAUUUAUUUAUUUUUUGGUAGACUUUUAUGAUUGAAUUGACCUCUUUAUACUGAUACUGAAAUUUUGUAACUCUGUUUUCACAUUUGGAUGAAAUACUUGAAUUUACUUAGGACAUGAUGAAGCAAGUUCAAAGAGAGAUUAUUCCAGCAUUAAAUGUAGAUUCUGUAUUUUCUGUCAUUGGCAAAUUAUUUAGUGUAAAUCCAGAAUUUAAACAUUAAAUUUCAUGUUAUUUACUCAGGAGGAGCUAGUGUCAGAUAUGGCUUUAAUGGUCGUUCCACUGACACUUACUUAUUUUUGGGCAGGGUUAUUUCCCUUUAAUGUUAAUGUUAAGAAACAUGGAUGAUCACGAACUCGAUGUUAAUUGUUGAAGUGUUUGGGGCAAUAGAUGUUCUAGUAGUGUCAAGUCUGUCAGUAGCACUCAAUACAAUACAGUUUAAAAAUCUAGUAAUACGUACUCUAUGUUUUUUUUCAAACUUUAUUUUGCAGCUAUUUUUUAUAGUGUUCUAUUUUCUGAGAAGUCAGUUGAUACAUGCAUUGCUCUCUGACGUAUAGACACUUUAUAGAAGCAUGAAAGUAAUAAACUUCCAGUUAUGUAUUAGUCUUCUUGGCUAUUAGAAUAAUAAUUCUUCUCUUUCUUAAAUGAAAUAAAAUGCGUCAUCGACCCUGUUCAUUUCCAAGCUGUAGUAGGCAAUACACUAUCUUAAAACAUCGCACCUGAGCUGCUUUUUGAUAUGAAAAUGCAACUUUCACAGAGCAAUUAACUGUGUACUUGUUACACUGACAACACGUCUUGAAAUGUGCUACUUAAGCAGGAAAAAUGAACCAUGGAAUACGAUUAUCAUGGUCAGAGAGAAAUGUUGUACAUAUGCCUUAUUUCCUUGAUAUCUCCCUUGAUUACAAAGGGAAUCUCUCUAUAAAGGAGUGGGUAAUAAACCUGAUGAGAUAUGGUGUCCAAUUGUGAUGCUGUUGUUAUGUGAUCAGGGACACAUUGCGCAUUAAUAUUAUCUUGGAUUACCUGCAUAUAAUAUUUUUUUUUUUUCUCAUUUCAAAAAAAUGGUGAAUCCAUAUCCAGUGUCAGAAGGUAUGGAAAACAUUGCUGUCUUUUGUUUUCCAAAGAAAAGUCCCACUAAUCCAAGUUCUUCCAGUAAACAUAUUUCUCAUACAUCUGCAUGUAAUAGCAGUUAUCCAGAAAUUAAAAAGGUGGGCUUCAGUUCUUUCAGCAGAGGAUAGCCUCUUUAGCCCAUUGAUUGUAUACAAUGUAUAUACAGAGAGAUA
Molecule: messenger RNA, 3476 nt
Organism: Liolophura sinensis
Lineage: Eukaryota; Metazoa; Mollusca; Polyplacophora; Chitonida; Chitonidae
Product: CXXC-type zinc finger protein 1-like
Exons: 15
Coding region: 112-1971 (619 amino acids)
Biological process (GO): positive regulation of DNA-templated transcription
Cellular component (GO): Set1C/COMPASS complex
Molecular function (GO): zinc ion binding; DNA binding
Source: RefSeq, a predicted model, not a curated record